AUGCCUUCUCGAAAGGUUGCUAAGACGCUGUCGCUUACCCCGUCCGCUACCUUAGCGCAGUUGCUGACCUCUUCUGCCACUAAUCCGGUUACGGCGCCUCCUGCUUCUCCGCAGCCGCCUUCCUCGUCAUCUCCACCUCACUACCGGACCCGGAGCUAUACUCGCUCCCUUUUUCCCAAAUUGCUGUCAUCCACCAAGGGGGGUAGACAACAUGAUCACCUCCUUAAAUUUCCAGCCCGACUGCAACAAGUGUCAGUUGCCCAGUCUAACAAAUCUAAAAAGUCGAAAAAGCGUUCUCAUGAUGAAGUCCUAAUGGUUCUAAGGACUGACAUGGUGGAUACACCUGGUCACAAGGAAGAAAUUCCUAGUACUACUUCAGUCUUACAUGCUGCGACUGUGUAUGCUGAAAACCAUCUCAAUAACCUGAGACCUAUUCCUAACUCCUAUUCUGAAGCCAUGAGAGCUGCAGACAAACAGAAUUGGUUAGAAGCUUGCAACCUGGAAAUGCAAGCACAUCACGAAAAUGGCACAUUUACUCUUGUCCCUUUACCACCAAACGUAAAGCCCAUAGGCUGUCGAUGGGUUUUCAAUAUCAAGGACAAAGGCCUCUACAAGGCCAGACUAGUUGCCAAAGGCUAUACACAGAAAGAAGGAAUUGACUACGAAGAAACCUUCUCUCCUGUGAUUAAGCAUACUAGUCUACGUCUACUCCUAGCCAUUGCUGGUAGACUCAAAAUGCAUGUACAUCAAAUGGAUGUUAAAACCGCGUUCUUAAACGGUGACCUCAAGGAAGAUUUAUACAUGAGACAACCUCCCGGUUACAAAGCUGUUUCCAAGAAUAGUGAAGAUAAGACCACUGAAUAUGUUCUCAAGUUGAACAAGUCAAUCUAUGGAUUGAAACAAGCUCCCUUAGUCUGGAAUCAGACUAUAAACAAAACUCUUGUGUCACUUGGCUUUAAGAAAACUAUCCAUGAACCAUGCAUAUACUAUAAGUUUGAUAAUAAAGAUCAAACUUUAGUCGCACUUUAUGUUGAUGAUAUGUUAAUCGCUGGUACAAACCUUGCAAAGAUAAAUCAACUCAAAAUUCACUUAGGUCAAGUCUAUCAAAUGAAAGACCUUGGUGUUGCUACGAAAUUCAUUGGUAUGAACUUGGAGAUAUCAUCCACUGGAAUUCAAGUCUGCAUGAAAGAUUAUAUUCGAAAUCUCCUUGCAGAAUACAACAUGACUGAUUGUAAUCCAGUCAAAACACCUGCGAAUAAAACUAACCUUGACGACUUACCUGACAGCACAGAUCUACCAUGUGAUGAAAAUGAAUAUAGAUCCAUUGUUGGAAAAUUACUCUAUGCUGCAAACACAGUUCGAUACGACAUAAAUUACAUCGUUCUGAAAUUAUCACGCUACUUUGCAUCACCUAAAGUGAAACACAUGGAUGCUGCCAAACGUGUUCUCAGAUACCUAAAAGGCACCCCAACAUUUGGCUUACGCUAUACAUCAUAUGCACCAAAUGAGCUCUUUAGUUACUCAGAUGCUAACCUAGCCUCUGAAGCAGAUACAAAAAGUCGUUCAACCACAGGUUCAGUUGUUCUAUAUGGUGGAUCCCCAGUUAGUUGGAGAUCAAAGCUACAAACACUUGUGGCUCUCUCUACAGCAAAUUCCGAACUUGUUGCCUUAUGUUACACAACACAAGAAAGUGUCUGGUUAUUAAACCUUUUAAAAGACAUGAAUAUAAAUUGCAACGCAAGUCUCUUCUGUGACAACCAGCCAGCCAUUAAAACUGUGCAGCUGGAUGCAUUAUUAGAAGGAACUAAACACAUAAGAAUUAAAGUUGAUUUUGUUAAACAACAACUUCAAUGCACUGUCUUGCUGCUUCAAUACGUUCCUACAAAAUUGAACUGCGCAGACAUGUUUACAAAGGCGAUAACAGAUCCUCUUUUCUCGAACCUACGUCAAAGAUGUGCAUCUGGUCUAAGCCCAAUUGAUCUUUUGUGA
Messenger RNA from Clavispora lusitaniae ATCC 42720, 1989 nucleotides. The record is from RefSeq and is a predicted model, not a curated record. Lineage: Eukaryota; Fungi; Ascomycota; Pichiomycetes; Serinales; Metschnikowiaceae.